Syngnathus acus (greater pipefish) is the source of this 5981-nucleotide messenger RNA. It is a transcript of the gene kif13ba, whose product is annotated as kinesin family member 13Ba. The record is from RefSeq and is a predicted model, not a curated record. Lineage: Eukaryota; Metazoa; Chordata; Actinopteri; Syngnathiformes; Syngnathidae. The transcript is spliced from 37 exons. Gene Ontology annotation, biological process: regulation of protein localization; microtubule-based movement. Gene Ontology annotation, molecular function: microtubule motor activity; ATP binding; cell adhesion molecule binding. Bases 590 to 5842 code for a protein of 1750 amino acids. Gene Ontology annotation, cellular component: adherens junction.
AAGAGGAGGGUAAUGCGUUACGUGUUUGGGAAUGUCGUGAAGAUCAUCGCCGGGCGGGCGGUGCUUUUUUUUUUUCCGCUCACUUCUCCGUCGCUCUACCGUGUUGAUUAACGGUGCCAAGUAACGGGACGACUCCUACGCGGCGUGUUUACCGCAAAGCGACGGUCGUCUGAAGAUGUUAGCGAAGAAAUGAGCAACAAUGACCGCCUUCCUGGCUCGGCCGGGCGACUUCGGCGUCCCCUCCUCAGCUCGUUUUGGUUAGCAUGUUUUUUUGUUUUUUUUCCUCGCCUGUCAAAUUAGCUUGUGGCAUGCUAAACGCGAAUAAAUAGCACCGCUUUCCCCAUUUAUUUUAUCAUAGUCUUCCUUUUAAGUCUUUGCUAUGACUAAAAGAAGAAGUUAAGUGGCGGCGAAGGGUUUCCUGCGAGAUAUCCCCGUCCCCAACACACCCGUGGUGAUGCCCGGUGUGUGGAGCAGCAGAGCCGGGCGGAGAAGCUAGCUGGCUGCUAGCGGAACAGCCAGCGGGGGUUUGGGUAUUUGGAUGAUCGUGACGCCGAGGACGAGCUGAUCGGCUCGGCGAAAAGCAGCCAGCAUGGUCGAGCCCAGCCUGGACGACUCCAACGUCAAGGUGGCGGUCCGCGUUCGGCCCAUGAACAGGAGAGAAAAGGAAUUAAACACCAAGUGCGUGGUGGAGAUGGUGAAGAACCAGACCGUCCUCCAUCCCGCCAUGACCAACCUGAGCAAGGGCGACACCAGGACUCAGUCCAAGGUUUUUGCCUACGACUACUGCUUCUGGUCCAUGGACGAAUCGGACAAGGAGAAAUUUGCCGGUCAGGAGGUGGUCUUUCAGUGCCUUGGAGAAAGUCUUCUCCAUAACGCCUUCCUUGGCUACAAUGCCUGCAUCUUUGCCUACGGACAAACCGGUUCCGGAAAGUCCUACACCAUGAUGGGUUCGGUGGACCAGCCGGGGCUCAUCCCCCGCCUCUGCAGCGCUUUGUUUGAGCGCACGCAGAAGGAGCAGCGUGAGCAGGAGAAGUUUACAGUGGAGGUCUCCUACAUGGAGAUCUACAAUGAAAAGGUUCGAGAUCUGCUGGACCCCAAAGGGGGCAGACAAACGCUGAGAGUAAGAGAACAUAAAGUGCUGGGUCCAUAUGUGGACGGUCUCUCUCGGCUAGCUGUUGCAAGCUACAAGGACAUCGAGGUACUGAUGUCAGAGGGGAACAAGUCUCGCACCGUCGCCGCCACCAACAUGAACGAGGAGAGCAGUCGAUCGCACGCCGUCUUCAACAUCAUCCUCACGCACACCCUGACGGACGUGCAGUCUGGGACAAGUGGUGAAAAAGUGAGUCGCCUGAGUCUGGUGGACUUAGCCGGAAGUGAGCGAGCCGCCAAAACCGGAGCGGCUGGAGAGCGUCUCAAGGAAGGAAGCAACAUCAACAAAUCGCUGACUACACUGGGCUUGGUGAUCUCCGCUCUGGCCGAGCAAGGAACUACCAAAAACAAGACCAAGUUUGUUCCUUACCGAGACUCGGUUCUGACAUGGCUGCUGAAGGACUGUCUCGGCGGUAACAGCCGCACGGCCAUGGUGGCGACGGUGAGCCCGGCGGCCGACAAUUACGAAGAGACGCUAUCCACGCUGCGCUACGCCGACCGGGCCAAGAGCAUUGUUAACCACGCCGUGGUCAACGAGGACCCCAACGCUCGCAUUAUUCGGGAGCUACGUGAGGAGGUGGAGAAGCUGCGAGUGCAGCUCACUCAAGCCGAGUCUUUGAAAGCCCCAGAGCUCAAGGAUCGCCUGGAAGAGUCUGAGAAGUUGAUUCAUGAGAUGACCGUCACGUGGGAGGAUAAGCUUCGCAAAACAGAGGAGGUGGCUCAGGCACGUCAGAAGCAGCUGGAGAGUCUGGGCAUUUCCCUCCAGUCGUCGGGCAUCAAAGUGGGCGACGAUAAAAGCUUCCUGGUCAACCUGAAUGCCGACCCAGCACUCAACGAACUGCUGGUGUACUAUUUAAAGGAGGACCACACCCAGGUGGGCUCGGCGGACUCCCAGGACAUCCAGCUGUGCGGCAUGGGCAUCCAGGCCGAGCACUGCGUUAUCGACAUCAACGCCGACGCUGCCGUCAUCCUCACCCCGUACCCCAACGCUCGGACGUGUGUAAAUGGGUCUCCGGCUACCUGUGCACUACAGCUUCACCAUGGCGACCGAAUCCUCUGGGGAAACAAUCACUUCUUCAGGAUCAACCUUCCCAAGCGGCGCGGUCGAACCGCAGAGGAUGAGGAGGGCGUGAUGAAGAAGAGCGGCAGCAGCGAGCAGCUUGAUGCGGACGGCGACUCGGCCAGCGAAGUGUCCAGCGAGGUCAGCUUCUCCUACGAGUUUGCUCAGACUGAAGUCAUGAUGAAGGCUCUGGGCAGCAAUGACCCUAUGCAGAGCGUCCUGCAGUCGCUGGAGAGGCAACACGAAGAGGAGAAACGCUCAGCCUUGGAGCGCCAGAGGCAGAUGUACGAGCAGGAGCUACAGCAGCUUCGUCGCAAGCUUAACCCGGACCGGCUGUCCGCGGGCCCCCCGGGACCGCCGCCGUUUGGCCAGCCCGGCACUGGCCAGCAGUCUCACUACCGUAGCAUGGAGAGGCUGAGCAUGGGAGGCAUGAGCCACUCCAGCAGCGCUCAGAGCCGAUUGAGACAAUGGAAUGAAGAGAGGGAAGCUGUGUUGGUGAGGAGCUUGAGGCGGCUGCGAGAGCAAAUAGUGAGAGCCAACCUCUUGGUACAAGAGGCCUGCUUCAUCUCAGAUGAGCUGGAACGCCACACCGAGUACCGAGUCACUCUGCAGAUCCCCUCAGAAAACCUCAACGCCAACCGAAAGAGGGAUGCUGUGCUCAGCGAACCCGCCAUUCAGGUGCGACGUCGCUGCCGCGGCAAACAAAUCUGGAGCUUAGAAAAGACCGAGAACCGCCUGGUGGACAUGAGGGAGCUCUACCAAGAGUGGCAGGACUACCACCUGCACGACAGCGACAACCCGGGGAUGCGCUCAUACUUCCGCCGGGCCGACCCUUUCUUUGAUGAGCAAGAGAACCACAGCCUGAUCGGCGUGGCCAACGUCUUUUUGUCCUGCCUUUUCUAUGACGUCAAGCUGCAGUACGCUGUGCCCAUCAUCAACCAAAAAGGAGAGGUGGCUGGGCGUCUCCAUGUGGAGGUGGUGAGGGUUGGAGGGGCUCUGGAGGACAACAUCGCAGGAGGAGACGAUCCUGACAACAACCCAGACUCAGAAAUUCAGGAUCGCAAACUUGUCUGCAUGAUUAAAAUCCUACAGGCCACCGGUCUCCCCCAGUACCUGUCCAACUUUGUCUUCUGCCAAUACAAUUUCUGGGACCAACCCGAGCCCAUCAUCGUGGCCCCUGAGGUGGACCCCCACUCGUCGCCCAGCACCAAAGACCCACACUGCAUGGUGGUGUUCGACAGCUGCAAGGAGCUGGCCGUGUCCGUGUCGGAGGAUUUCAUUGAGUACCUGACCGAAGGGGCCGUGGCCAUUGAGGUGUUUGGACACAGGCAGGCUGACACGGGCAGGAACCCGGCCCUCUGGGACCUCAGCAUCAUCCAGGCCAAGACGCGCACGCUACGAGACAGGUGGAGUGAGGUAAUGCGCCGGCUGGAACUCUGGAUCCAAAUCCUGGAAAUUAAUGAGAACGGAGACUUUGUCCCCGUUGAAGUCAUUCCCGCCCGAGACGUCAACACCGGCGGAAUCUUUCAGCUACGACAAGGUCAGGCGAGGAGAAUCCAAGUAGACGUGCGCUCCGUUCAGGACUCGGGCACCAUGCCGCUCAUAUCGGAGAUCGUGCUGGCUGUGUCGGUGGGCUGCGUGGAGAUCACCAGCACCAUCGGCCCAGAGGGAGACGAGAUGGACAGUUAUCAGGAGAGAGACCUAGAACGUUUGCGACGUCAGUGGUUGGCGGCGCUCACCAAGAGGCAGGAGUACUUGGACCAGCACUUGCAGAGCCUGGUCAGCAAAGCAGAAAAAAACGAGGACGACGUCGAGAGGGAGGCUCAGCUGCUGGAAUGGCGCUUGACACUGACGGAAGAGAGGAACGCUGUCAUGGUGCCCUCUGCUGGCAGCGGUAUUCCUGGAGCACCUGCGGAAUGGGUUCCACUUCCAGGCAUGGAGACGCACAUUCCAGUCCUCUUCCUCAACCUCAAACCUGACGACCUGAGCUCCCAGGACCAAUUCGAGGUUCCCGACGCAGGAGGCUGGGACGCCACGCUGAGCGGCGAAGACGAGGAUGACUUCUUCGACCUGCAGAUUGUCAAACACUACGACGGCGAGGUGAAGGCGGAGGCGUCGUGGGACUCCACCGUCCACGAGUGCCCGCAGCUGAGCCGCGGGGGAGCUUGGCCCGACAGCCGGGUGUACCUCACCGUGCGCGCGGUGGUGCAGCUCAGCCACCCGGCCGACAUGCAGCUGGUUCUCAGGAAGAGGAUCUGCGUCAACGUUAAUCCCGGACGUCAGGGCUUUGCCCACAACUUCCUCAAGAGGAUGUCCACGCGCAGCACCAUCCCUGGAUGCGGCGUCACCUUUGAGGUGGUCUCCAACAUCCCUGGGGACGCUCCUGGAUCAGAAGACAGGGAGAUGCUGGCCCGCCUCGCGGCCAGCGCUCACAGCAGCGAGUCGGCCGACGACGAAGCCGCCAUUGAGAAGUACCUACGCAGCGUCCUCAGUCUAGAGAACAUCCUCACCCUGGACCGACUCAGACAGGAGGUGACAGUGAAGGAGCAGCUCGCUGCAAGAGGACGAAGCAACCGGCGGAGUCUCAGUUCUCCGUCUGUCAACAGGCUGUCUGGAAGUCGACAAGACUUGUCCACCACCUGCCUGAUGGAGGACAAGGGUCGCUGGGAGAGUCAGCAGGACAUCUUCAUGCCGUCGGCGUACCAUCGCACGCUCCCCCGUCCGGCUUCGUCACCCUCCACCUAUUACCCCGUGGCGCCGCAGCAACCGUCGCCGCCCUCCUCAAAUGCCGUCACCUCCCCACACAACCAGGAGCCAGAGCAAGGUCGUUCAGGACUUGCUGCCUCUUAUCUUUCAGUGAAGGCGUUGGUUCCGCAGAUGCCCAAACUACUCAAGUCUUUGUUUCCGGCACGCGAUGACAAGAAGGAGCUGAGGCCGUCGCCGCACGGCCAGCAGCAGCACAUGCCUCGCAUCAUGUCGCCACCAGGGGUGGAUGACAGCAGAGUCAAGGUGGACAUGGCCGCCCCCGUCCCACGAGCGGCGCCGGCCAAAGAGCGGCGCUCUGACCCAGCCGACGCCCCUCCUCUUACUGUGCAUGACCCGCAUGACGGCACCCCCCUCAGCCCGCUCAGCCAAUCGUCCAGCGGCUACUUCUCGGCCAGCGUCUCCACGGCGACCCUGUCGGACGUCCUGCAACCCCCCUCCUCGUCCUCGUCGUCCUCCUCCCUCCUCCUCGAGGCCGCGCUCGCCGCCAAUCACGACGGCGUGACCGCACGCCCCUUCCUUUCUGAACAGAAGCCGCGCGACGACUCGGCUCUGCCCGACUGGCUGACGGACGGCACCCAUGUGACCGUCGGGAGCGGCAAGGCGGGCACCGUGCGCUACGUGGGGGCCACGCACUUUGCCGACGGCGUGUGGGUGGGUGUGGAGCUGGACUCCCCCGCAGGUAAACACGACGGCUGCGUGGGCGGCCACCGCUACUUCCGAUGUCGGCCCGCGCACGGCAUUCUGGUUCGGCCGGAGCGCCUGAGCUGUCGGGACAGCCGGCAAGGCGCCUCGGAGCUCCCCGCCGCUCCCAACACUGCCCGGGUUCCCGUCCUCCGAGGGGACAACCGCAAAUCCUGGAGCAGCUGAGAGCAGCGACCCGGAGACGCCGCCGUGUCGGAGCUCCUUGGACGGAGGAAAGCCGAAAUCUCCUCGUGUCAUCGCCAGGAGACGAUAAGAGCUUUCUUUUUAGCUUUUUCGCCAGUUUGGCAUCUCUAGCCACAAUUCC